Penicillium chermesinum is the source of this 1305-nucleotide messenger RNA. RefSeq names its product peptidase family M28. Lineage: Eukaryota; Fungi; Ascomycota; Eurotiomycetes; Eurotiales; Aspergillaceae. Gene Ontology annotation, biological process: proteolysis. The coding region runs from base 1 to 1305 and encodes 434 amino acids. The record is from RefSeq and is a predicted model, not a curated record. The transcript has 6 exons. Gene Ontology annotation, molecular function: metalloexopeptidase activity.
AUGCUAAAGCCUCUUUGUGUCCUUUUUCUGGGCGCUGCUAGUCUUGCUACAGCGCUUCCGCCGUCCCAGGUGGUCUUCGGUCCGGCAUCAGAAGCUCCUAGCCCGCACGAUUCAUUCGACUUCCAGAAUGCUGUUGCUGCGGCGCUUGCUAAAUACUCUGACCCGGUGGAGGCUAUGAUAUCCUUGAAUAUUGAGAGCAAAGCCCAGCUAUAUGAGCCGCGCUUGCUGCACGUCCUUGGUGAGGACAAGCCGACGUGGUUGACCGAAGGCGAUAAGCUACGCCUUCGCAAGGAAGGAAAGAAGUUCAUCGAUAUCACCGAGCAUGAAGACUACUAUGCCGGCCAAGUGAAUGCGCUUGCCGGUAAAGCAAACCUUCCCGACCUUGUGCAUGAAAGUCUCGUACGACCACUAUUCUCCAAAGUCGAUACACAGCGUCUUCGAGAUGUCCUCACGCAUCUGACCAGCUAUUACAAUCGCUACUAUGGUUAUGUCUUCGGGGAGCAAAGCUCUGAAUGGCUCCACGAUCAUAUCGCAGAAAUCAUCGCCAAAUCUCCCUUCCGUACCCACAUCUCCCUCGAAUACUUCACUCAUCCUUUCCCUCAGUCCUCCAUAAUUGCUCGUUUCGAACCCAAGGUCCGCAACGCCUCCGCGCCGUUGACCAUUAUCGGCGCGCACCAGGACUCGGCGAACUACCUAUUUCCCUUGCUGCCUGCUCCCGGCGCAGAUGAUGAUGGCUCAGGUACAGUCAGUAUCCUGGAGGCAUUCCGUAUCUUGGCGGAAAGCGGCUACACGCCUAAGGACGGCCCGGUCGAGUUCCACUGGUACGCUGCUGAGGAGGGCGGCCUUCUGGGGAGCCAGCGCAUUGCACGGUACAAGAAGGACCAGGGCGCCAAGAUCGGGGCCAUGAUGGAAUUUGACAUGACAGGAUACGUCGCUCGCAAUGCGACCGAGACUAUCGGCUUCAUUGCGACUCAAGCCGACGACGCGCUCACAAACUGGGUUCUGAACCUGGCUAAGAAGUACAUCGCCAUCCCGGCGAAGGUGUAUGAGCUUGGACCUUCCGCUGGAUCUGACUAUAUGUCCUAUACGCUACUCAACUACCCCGCUGCAUUUGCGUCCGAGGGUAAUCCACUCGCAAAUAAAGGAUUCCCCGGUAAAUAUGACCCGUAUAUACACGGGUCUCAUGACAUUAUUGACAUUGAUGAUGAGAAGGGGUACUUCUCUUUUGACCACAUGGCUCGUUUCACAGAGCUAGCCCUCGCAUUUGUAGUGGAACAGGCCGGGUGGGACAACAAAUGGCGUUAA